Molecule: messenger RNA, 812 nt
Organism: Vitis riparia (riverbank grape)
Lineage: Eukaryota; Viridiplantae; Streptophyta; Magnoliopsida; Vitales; Vitaceae
Exons: 3
Coding region: 82-654 (190 amino acids)
Cellular component (GO): chloroplast thylakoid membrane; chloroplast stroma
Source: RefSeq, a predicted model, not a curated record
AAGCCUAUCCGAUCUAAUCCAAAUUCCAAAAUCAAAUUCUCUCUUUUCAGACUGUGGUGACUGGUGAGAAGGGGUAUCACCAUGGCCACUGCGGUAAGGCUAAUAUUCCAUCCGACACGUGCAGCUUCCCACGUGCAUCUCUCUCUACCUCACUCACUCUCCCAUACACUGGUGUUCAUCAAUGGGAACAAAACCCGGUCGUCCAAGCUCACUGAAAUUGCCUCCCACCGGCACCUCAUGCCUGUUCCAAAAGCAUCACCGGAAAGUGGGAGCAUUGUGCCAGGGGAGGAGGAGGGAGUCUCCCUUGGAACCAUGAAACUGCCUUCCGAUACCGAUAUUCCCAGAUUCGAAACCUUGCUUUUCCAGUGGGCAAACAGUCUUUGCCAAGGAGCUAAUCUGCCGCUUCCUGUGCCUCUCAAGGUGGACAGAAUACAAGGUGGAGCUAGAUUGGGCUUCAUUACAAUUGGAGAUGGGAAGACUGAAGUACUAGUUUACAUAGAUUGCUUGGUUUUUCCUGCAACCGAUGGGUCCGGUCCAACUUUUCGAGCUAUAAGGAAUGGACCCUUGAAAGAUCUGUCCCCUCCUGGUGAACCUAGAAUCAUGAGGAGUCUCCUGCAAGCCCUCAAAAAGUCAGUUGAAAUUGCGAGAGUUUGAGAGGACAUAUGGUUUGAGAUGUAAUGAUAUAAGUUUUUGUUUAAAAUUUUUAUUCCACAAACAGGACAUUCAGCCUGACCAACAAAGAUUGGUUUCCGCGGGACAUUAUUGUUGUGUAAUUUACUCAUUUAAUUUUCUUCACUUAUGGCUUAAUAUCA